AAAGACGCAGGGAAGAUACUGAGCAUAUGACAGCGGUCUCUGCUCUGUCUCUGCAUCAACAUCCUCCGCUGGACUGCUGAGGGUCCAGAUAACGGCAAAUAACACUUUUUAUUUGUCUUUGGUUGUUUUCUUUUCUCUCAUACGGAUUUGAGAACGCCAAAGCUUGAACAUGACACAUUUGGGAGUCGUGUUGCUGUUGGGUUGCACGGCACUAUGUGCUCAGGGAAUGAGGAGAGAGUACUUUUUCAAGAUAGAGGAGGUGUCUUGGAACUAUGCACCGAGCGGGAGGAAUGUCAUACAGAAUCGAACGCUGCAGGAGGACGACGAGGCCUCUGUGUUUUUAGUAAAACGUCCCCAGCGUAUUGGCCCGGCCUACAAAAAGGCUGUUUACAAACAGUACAGCGACGCCACCUACAGGACAGAGGUGCAAAAGCCAGAUUGGCUGGGCUACCUGGGACCCCUGCUGAUGGCCGAGGAGGGGGACACGAUGAUCGUCCAUCUGAAAAACUCAGCUUCCAGACCUUACAGCAUCCACCCGCAUGGACUCAACUACACCAAAGACAAUGAGGGAGCCUUGUAUCCAGACGGCACAGGGCCAGAGAUGAAGAGAGGUGACGCGGUGGCUCCUGGCACAACAGUGACCUAUGAGUGGACCCUCCCAGAAUCCCACAGCCCAACUCCUGAGGACAGCAACUGUAUGACCAGGUUCUACCAUUCUCAUGUCCGCACCCCAAAAGAUAUCAACUCAGGACUUAUAGGACCUCUUCUCAUCUGCAAGCGAGGAACUCUGGACGUCCAUGGCGACAGGGCAGCAGACUACACGUACGCGCUGUUGUUCAUGGUGUCAGACGAGAACCUCAGCUGGUACCUGGAUGACAACAUCAGGACGCACAUCACAAAUCCCAUCCGAGACCUUAAGGAGGAUGAAGAUUUUAUUGAGAGCAACAAGAUGCACGGAAUAAAUGGUUUUCUUUACGGUAACCUACCUGGACUGAGCAUGUGUCAAGGCAACAAGAUCCACUGGCACCUGUUUGGCCUAGGAAACGAGGUGGACAUGCAUUCAGUUCACUUCCAUGGGCAGAUCUUGACCACCGUGAACCACCACACAGACAUGGUCAGCCUUUUCCCUGCUUCCAGCACCACUGCUGAAAUGGUGGCUGACAACCCCGGACACUGGCUGCUGACGUGCACUGUCAAUGAUCAUCUGAUGGCUGGAAUGCAGGCUUUGUUUGAAAUCAAGAAGUGCCUCCCCAAUGUUAAUAAGCCCCGUCCUCACGGUGAGCUCAGGCAGUUCUUCAUUGCGGCUGAAGAAGAGAUCUGGGAUUAUGCACCUGUAGUGCCAGGUGAAAGUGAGGCAGAGACAUUUGUAACUAGAGGUCCAAGCCGCAUCGGGAGCAGGUAUAAGAAGGCUCGAUAUGUGGAAUAUACUGACAACACCUUCACAACAAAGAUGCUACGCGACCAGGACGAGGCACACCUUGGAAUUCUGGGUCCCGUCCUGCGAGCUGAAGAGAAAGACACAAUUAAGGUGGUUUUUAAGAACAAAGCCAGCAGGCCUUACACGAUACAGCCACACGGAGUUCAGUACAGUAUAGAACAGGAUGGCACACUUUACUACAAUGAACUAGAAGAGUCACACACAGCGAAGAAGCUGCGGGAGCUCAAGAGAGAGCCGAGGGUGGUGACUCCUCCCCCAGCUGCUCUGGUCAGACCUGGGACCGUGUACACCUACGAGUGGACAGUCCCUGUGGGCGCAGGUCCAGUGCGAGGGGAGCCCGACUGUCUGAGCUAUCUGUACUACUCGGCGGUGGACCCUGUUAAAGACACAAGCUCUGGAUUGGUCGGGCCUCUUCUUGUCUGCAGACCUGGAUCUCUGAAGAAAGGGAAACAGAAGAACUACAACAAAGAGUUUCAUCUCAUGGCCACAGUGUUUGAUGAGAACCUGAGCUGGUAUCUGGAUGACAACAUCCGGACUUUCGCCACGGCCCCUAACACGGUCAACAAGGUGAACGAGGGCUUCAUAGAGAGCAACAAAAUGCAUGCAAUCAAUGGGUUUGUGUACAGGAAUCUGCCUGGCCUGACCAUGUGUAAGGGGGAUAAAACCACGUGGCACCUGUCUGGGCUGGGCACGGAGACAGACAUUAUCACCCUUUACUUCCAGGGAAACCGGUUCCUCUACCGCCAGAACAGAAAGGACACCAUCAGCGUUUUUCCUCACAUCUCACACACAGUUACUAUGGAGCCAGACAGCAUGGGUCAGUUUGAAGUGGUUUCUGCCACAGUGGACCAUUACCGAGGUGGGAUGCGAGCCAACUACACAGUGGAGAAGUGUAGCAUUUUUCAGCGUCAGAAUGAGAUAAUGCUCCAUACCAAGACCUUCUACAUAGCGGCUGUGGAAAUAGACUGGGACUACUCUCCCAACCGCACCUGGGAGGCCGAGAUGUUCAGAGGCCAUGAAAACAAUCCUGCCACUGUGUUUCUGGACAAACGUGAUGGGUUUAUCGGCUCUGUUUACAAGAAGGUUGUCUACCAGCAGUUUACUAAUGACAAGUUCACCAAGAAAGUGGAGCGAACACCUGAUAUGGAUCAUCUUGGAAUUAUGGGUCCAAUGAUUCAUGCCUCAGUGGGCGACAAAGUUAAGGUGGUUUUUAAGAACAUGGCAUCCAGACCCUAUUCCAUCCAUGCCCACGGGGUGAAGACAGAAUCUCCUGAUGUCCACCAAACCGGACCAGGUGAGACUCACACGUAUACCUGGUACGUCAACAAGAACACAGGACCCACCAUGGAUCAAGAAGAGUGUUCUGUGUCAGCAUAUUACUCGACUGCUGAUGUCGCGAAGGACCUGUACAGUGGACUGAUUGGUCCGUUGGUGAUCUGCCGCCGUAGCUGGGGCAGGUCUCUCGGGCUAAAGAAGGAAGUAGAGGAGUUUGCGCUGCUUUUCUUGGUUUUUGAUGAGAAUGAAAGCUGGUAUUUGGAUGAAAACAUUCGGAGGAAUAUCCGGAACCCUCGUCCAAACCUGAAGGAUGAUGACGCAUUCAUUGAGAGCAACAAAAUGCACGCGAUUAAUGGUUAUAUGUAUGGCAACCUGAAUGGGUUGAACAUGGAGGUGGGAGAUAAGGUGUACUGGUACCUGAUGGGGAUGGGCAAUGAAGUGGACAUACACACCAUACACUGGCACGGUCACAGUGUGGAAUAUAAGCUGGGUGGAGGACCUCACCGUGUUGACUCGUAUGAGCUGUUCCCAGCCAUCUUUCAGACAGUGAAGAUGCGCCCUCAGUACCCCGGGUCCUGGCUGCUCCACUGUCACGUUACUGACCACAUUUCAGGUGGAAUGGUGACCUCGUACACAGUCACUGAAAAAGCAAAAAGGGGUGGAAUCUUUGGCUGAGCUGCUGACGGACGCGGAACCAGACAGAACCUUACUAAACCAAGUUUAAUGUUCGUUUUACCCACUUACUGAUUGUUUUAUAACAGACUUCUAAUGUAAAUAGGGACUGGUAGGAACUGGAACAAUUAAUCAUUUUCAAAUAAAAAGUCGUUUUUACUUAUA
This is a messenger RNA of Fundulus heteroclitus (mummichog), 3550 nucleotides long. RefSeq names its product ceruloplasmin (gene cp). Gene Ontology annotation, molecular function: copper ion binding; oxidoreductase activity. Gene Ontology annotation, biological process: iron ion transport. Gene Ontology annotation, cellular component: plasma membrane. The record is from RefSeq and is a predicted model, not a curated record. The coding region runs from base 170 to 3388 and encodes 1072 amino acids. NCBI's taxonomy places the organism in Eukaryota, Metazoa, Chordata, Actinopteri, Cyprinodontiformes, Fundulidae. The transcript has 24 exons.